Molecule: messenger RNA, 366 nt
Organism: Caenorhabditis remanei
Lineage: Eukaryota; Metazoa; Nematoda; Chromadorea; Rhabditida; Rhabditidae
Exons: 4
Coding region: 1-366 (121 amino acids)
Biological process (GO): proton transmembrane transport
Cellular component (GO): membrane; proton-transporting V-type ATPase, V1 domain
Molecular function (GO): proton-transporting ATPase activity, rotational mechanism
Source: RefSeq, a predicted model, not a curated record
AUGGCAUCAGCUGUGAAGGGAAAGAUUUUGGCUGUCAUCGGAGACGAGGACACCGUCGUCGGAUUCUUGCUCGGAGGUGUUGGAGAGCUCAACAAGGCUCGCAAACCGAACUACUUGAUUGUCGACAAGUCGACGACUGUUCAAGAGAUCGAGGACGCCUUCAAAGGAUUCUGCGCUCGUGACGAUAUCGCCAUCAUUCUCAUCAAUCAGCAUAUCGCUGAGAUGAUUCGUUACGCUGUCGACCAACACACCCAAUCCAUUCCAGCCGUGCUCGAAAUCCCAUCCAAGGAGGCUCCAUACGAUCCAUCAAAGGACUCGAUUCUCAACAGAGCUCGCGGAUUGUUCAACCCAGAGGAUUUCCGAUAA